AUGUGGAGAGUGUGCGUCGACUAUACUGACCUCAACAAGGCAUGUCCUAAAGAUAACUUUCCACUACCGAGAAUUGACCAGCUCGUCGAUUCAACUUCCGGCAAUCAACUGCUAAGCUUUAUGGACGCCUACUCCGGUUACAACCAGAUCAUGAUGCAUGAAGACGACAAGGCAAAGACCUCUUUCAUCAUCGAAAGAGGUACCUACUGCUACAAGGUCAUGCCCUUUGGGCUGAAGAACGCCGGGGCAACCUACCAAAGGCUAAUGAACAAAAUUUUCAAGGAGCAAAUCGGCAAGACUAUGGAGGUCUAUGUAGACGACAUGCUAGUCAAAGCUCCCGAGCGAGCAGACCACAUCGAGAAUCUUGCCGAGGCAUUCAGCCUACUCCGAAAAUACAACAUGAAGUUGAACCCGAGCAAAUGCACAUUUGGAGUCUCGUCCGGCCGAUUCCUUGGAUACUUAGUCACCCAAAGAGGAAUUGAGGCACAUCCAAAUCAAAUCAAGGCUAUACUCAACAUGAAGUCACCUGCCACAACAAAGGAGAUACAAAGUCUAACGGGUAGGGCGGCAGCUCUCAACCGAUUCCUCUCUAGAUCUACCGACAAAUGCAGGCCAUUUUUCAAAGCCUUGAAGAAGGGACACAAAGACAAGUAG
Prunus armeniaca (apricot) is the source of this 654-nucleotide messenger RNA. The record is from the annotation of a GenBank genome assembly. Lineage: Eukaryota; Viridiplantae; Streptophyta; Magnoliopsida; Rosales; Rosaceae.